CUGACUCCCUGCCUGCUGCCGUAUUUUAAAGACAAGAAGAAGAGCGCAGCGUGGAGGGCUUUCACUUACUUCUGUGUUGUUUGUGUUUAUAGUUUUAUUGUUUUUACAGCAAACAAACACCGUGUUGAAGAAUAUUCACGCCGACGGCAUCAUGAGCACAUUAUGGAUGGGAAACCUGGACGCCUACAUGGAUGAGAAGUUCAUCACCAGAGCCUUCUCCACCAUGGGAGAGCAGGCGGUCAACGUUAGGAUCAUCCGCAACAAGAUGACCGGGGGAGCGAUGGGUUACUGUUUUGUGGAGAUGACCGAUGAGGCAACAGCUGAGAGGUGUCUGCGUAAAGUCAACGGAAAAGCUCUUCCAGGGGCCAAUCCGCCAACGAGGUUCAAGCUGAACCGAGCCACCUUUGGGAAAGCGGAAACCGGUCAGAUGUUCUCUCUGUUUGUGGGAGAUCUAACCCCGGAGGUGGAUGAUGGGAUGCUUUAUGAGUUCUUCUACAACCGUUACCCGUCGUGUCGAGGUGGGAAGGUGGUGCUGGACAGCAUGGGCAACUCCAAAGGUUGUGGGUUCGUUCAGUUCCCGGACGAGCGGCUCCAGAAGCGAGCCCUGGACGAGUGCCAGAGCGCCGUAGGACUGGGCAGCAAACCCCUGCGUCUCAGUCUGGCUGCCAACAAUUUAAGGAACAAACCGCCGCAGCAGUCGGAGCAGAAACAGUCCUGGCCGGCCAACUCGGCCUACAGACCCAGCUACGACCAGUACAACCAGUACAGCCAGUACCAGGCCUAUCCUGGCUACUACUCGUCCUGGGGGUACGACCAGUCGGGGAUGUACGGCUACGGCUAUCCGCAGUACGACUACUCCCAGUAUGCUCAAGCACAGGAAGAUGAAGCAGUUCCGGAGGACGAGAUUCUUGAAGAUCCAGGACUGGAGCUGGACGUGGUGGAAUCCAACAAGAAGUUCAUGGAGCUCAGCGAGGAGGUGUACGACGCUCUGAUCGACAGCCGCUGGCAGCUGGCAGAGCUCAACGCCGAGCAGGAAUACAUGACCUCCAGCCUGCCGGAGCCCAUUUACUGCUAAAAGACUCAUGCUUUUUCUUUCUUUUUUUUUGUUUUGUUGCCGUUAUUGUUGUUG
Cololabis saira (Pacific saury) is the source of this 1129-nucleotide messenger RNA. Its product is annotated as tRNA selenocysteine 1-associated protein 1-like. The transcript has 9 exons. The record is from RefSeq and is a predicted model, not a curated record. Gene Ontology annotation, biological process: selenocysteine incorporation. Lineage: Eukaryota; Metazoa; Chordata; Actinopteri; Beloniformes; Belonidae. Gene Ontology annotation, molecular function: tRNA binding. Gene Ontology annotation, cellular component: nucleus. Bases 152 to 1075 code for a protein of 307 amino acids.